AACUACGUUCGAAGUUACGGACGAACACGAGCGUACCUUUUAGUUUGUGUGUUUCCGAAAACCACCCCCCCAAAUAAUGGUAUUAGUUAAUUGAUGACUUUAUACUGAGCGCGAGACGUCUGAUGUGACUCUUUUAUUUUGAAACGUGACUGGCUGUGAGGCGCGUUUAGUGUUAUGCUGCUGUAACACGAGUAACGUGACCAAUAUAAUGCUCGCCCCCCUCCUCAAAGCGCGGGAGCGAGCGUCUCCUUGCGUUAGCUGGCAUGUGGCGGCGGGUUGGUAGACAGGAGUGAAAGGCUGUAGUGUCUGCCGCUUGCCCGACUGUCUGACACUGUCUCCGCCCUCCCAUAACCACUAUCCUCGGUAGCUUUACCCCCUCCCCUUCUCUGUGCUGUCCCUCCGCCCGGUGUGUUCGUCACGUCCGGUAGUCUGAGGAGGCCGGGAAUCGGCAUCAGGACCCCAGGCUAGGGGGGGGAGCGGUCUGGCAGACACAAAGAGGCCGCGGCGUGACCAAGGCCUGGGCCUUCAGACACUAACAGGACAAUGGAUUUUCCAGGACAUUUUGAACAAACCUUUCAGCAGCUAAACUAUCAGAGGCUCCAAGGACAGCUCUGUGACUGUGUAAUUGUGGUUGGUAGUCGUCACUUCAAAGCUCAUCGUUCUGUGUUAGCAGCAUGCAGUACUCAUUUCCGAGCUCUCUUUACAGUGGCAGAAAGCGAUCAGAGCAUGAACAUGAUCCAGUUGGACAGUGAAGUUGUGACGUCUGAAGCCUUUGCUGCUUUAAUUGAUAUGAUGUAUACAUCCACGCUUAUGCUAGGAGAGAGCAAUGUCAUGGACGUUUUACUUGCAGCAUCUCAUCUGCAUUUGAAUUCAGUGGUAAAAGCAUGCAAACACUACCUCACUACAAGGACACUUCCUAUGUCACCCUCUAACGGAAAGGCUCAAGAGCAGAGUGCUCGCAUGCAGAGAUCUUUCAUGCUUCAACAACUUGGUUUAAGUAUAGUGAGCUCUGCCUUGAACUCAAGUCAGAAUACAGAGGACCAGCCUCAGCAACAGCAAAAUUCAAUGAGCUCUUCUGGCCGAAAUAACAUGGUGGAGCAAAGAGCCACCUUUCCAAUAAAACGGCUUCACAAAAGAAAGCAGUCAUCAGAAGAAAGAACAAGGCAACGCAUGAGGAACUCUGUUGAUGAAUGCCUCAAUGAUGUAACUCCUGAAAGUGUGCAGUCCAUUGUUAGUUCUCGAGAAGAAUAUUUCUCUCCUGAUUCACUGAAAAUGAUGGACAACUUGAAGUCUGAUUCUACCCCAGACAACCAUGAGGAUAGCACAAUCAUGUUUGAUGGUUCAUAUAGCAACCAAGAAGAUACACAAGUACCAAGUCAGUCUGACAACAGUGGAGAAAAUAUUUCACAGAUAUCCAUAGGAUCCCAGGCAGCCCAAAUUGGAACCAGUUACAGUCAAGAUAAAAAUAUAUAUUCUUCUGAAACACAAGAAGUAAUUGUGGGUGAAAAAGAUCACAUGAGAGUCAUUGUCAAAUCUGAGCCUCUGAGCUCACCGGAACCUCAAGAUGAAGUUAGUGAUGUCACUUCUCAAGCAGAGGGUAGUGAGUCAGUUGAAGUAGAAGUUGUUGCAAGUGCAGAAAAGAUUGAAUUGAGUCCUGAAAGUAGUGAUAGAAGUUUCUCUGAUCCUCAGUCAAGUACUGACAGAGUGGGAAACCUUCAUAUAAUGGAUGUAUCGGAUAACCUUGAGCACAAAUCUUCCUUCAGUAUUUCUAACUUCCUCAAAAGUAGAAACUGCAACUUAGGCCAAAACAGUGAUGACAACAUUCCCAAUACUACAAGUGACUGCAGAAUGGAUGGAGAAAUCUCUUACUUAGUGAGCCCAGAGGCAGGAACCAGCAAUCAUUCUACAGUCAUGUCUCAUAUGGAUAAUCCAUUUAGUGAUAGCCCAGACUCUCAUUUCACUAGGCCAAUGCAGGAUGCAAUGACUUUAUCUUGUGCUCAGUCCUCAAAUUAUCGAGGAAAUGAUCCUUUUGGGAUGGACUUCCCAAGGUCUGACUUAGGGCUUCAUUCGAUGUCCAGAUCUAUUAUGGGUAAUCCAAGGGGCAGACCUAGUAGCGUUCCAAGUUAUCGGCGUAUUGCCCCAAAAAUGCCUAUUGUAACUUCUGUGCGAAGCACCCAGUUUCAGGACAACGCAACCAAUUCUCAGCUUUUACUAAAUGGAGGAAAUUCAUAUGAAAAUGUUCAUACAUCACAACAGGGACCACCCCAGCUGACAAGGGCCUCUGCAGAUGUUCUCUCAAAAUGCAAGAAGGCUUUAUCUGAACAUAAUGUGUUAGUGGUUGAAGGUGCCCGAAAAUAUGCGUGCAAAAUAUGCUGUAAAACCUUUCUCACUUUAACAGACUGCAAAAAGCACAUCCGUGUACACACAGGAGAAAAACCAUAUGCUUGUCUAAAAUGUGGAAAAAGGUUUAGUCAAUCUAGCCACCUUUAUAAGCAUUCCAAAACUACUUGCCUUAGGUGGCAAAACAGUAAUAUUCCAACAGCUUUGCUAUAGGUAGGUUUUGACAAUAAUCAAAAAGUAGAAUUUAAUAGCAUUUUUAAAAAAGAAAUCUCAAAGACCAGCUUAUGUUAUGCUGAGAAAGUAACACAUACCUAACUGAAGCAUUUAAAGACCAGUAGCACAUCAUGCUUAAAAUAUUUAAAGUGACUUGUGUAUUGGGGGGUUGGGGUGGAAGAGAGGAACUUAGGGAAAUUUAUUGAUAAAAAAAAAACCUCUCUUACAUUGAGGUUAUGAAAAGUACUUAAUUUAGUUUAUCAAUGUUUAUGUAAAAUAGCCAAACUGAUGUUGAAAUUAUUAUUCGCAGUUAUGGAAACAUAAUUGCAUAAUGGAAGCAUUGAAAGUUGUUUGUUCUGUUUAGUAAAUUAUUAACUUGUAAAAUAACCAAUUAAAUAAAUGCCAGUGCCCUUGUUUAAUGUGGUUAACCUUUCCUAUGCAUGCUGUUUAGUCUAAACAAGAAUACCCUUUUUGUUGCAUUAUACAUGUAAAACAUUGCAGCUGCAUCUUCCAGAUAAUUUUGCAAAGCAAGUUUUAUGUGUUAGAGUUAUAUUGUCUCUUAAGUGGUAGUGCCCUCCUGUUAUAAUGGUAUAUUCAGGUCAGGUUUAAAUGUAACUUUUCUUGUGAAAGGGUCUGUAUAGCCCCUUGUUUAACAUGAGUGCAAUGAAUAGGGCUUGUGCUAUACAUAGAUUUGUGUGUUAAUAUCUUGAAAAGUAUUUUUUAAAUAGGAACAUUGAAGCUACUUUGUUUGGUCCUUGAAGGGUAGAUUAUUAAAUUACUAGUGCACAGAUAAAUCCUCUGCAUAAAGGAUGGGGGGGGGGGUUGUAUCUACAGUUGUAAAAAUAAAGAUUUUAUGUUAUUAAUAUGCAAAAUGUAUGUUCAUCACAAACCCUAUUUGUUGAACUCAUGCAGCGAACGAGGUGAUAUACUGCCUUUUUUGUGGUGUUAUUGUUUAUAUAGCGCCAAUAUAUUCCACACCACUAUAGAAAGAUUAUACAGUUAUGCAACCUGUUAACCAGAAUGCUCGGGAACUGGGUUUUCCACAUAACUGAUCUUUUUGUAAUUUGGACCUUGUCUUCUAAAAAUCAUGUAAAUUAUUAUAUAAAUACCCAAUAGGCUGGUUCCAAUAAUGAUUAAUUAUAAUUGCAUAAAGUACAAUGUACUGUUUUAUUAAUACAGAGAAAAAGGAAAUCAUUUUUUAAAAAUGUGUAUGUUCUCGUUGCAAGCACAGCGAGAACAUACAACCUCCUUUCAGAUAAUGUGGACCACUAUACCAAAUAUAUAUUUAACCAUUAUAAAUACCCCAUAUUAGUUUGCCAUCAAUUUGCAUGUAUGCUGCUAGUUUAAACCAAGUACACAAAAGGCAAAUUAGUCAGAGAGAAUGGUUUGUUUAUAUAGCAAACUAUGGUAAAUUGCAUUGUUUCUGUAGCUUUUUGGGUUGCAGGUAGUAGAUUCCAUUCCAGUAUAUAGCAAAUUCAAAGCAGUUUGCCUUUUACAACUCUUUCCUUUUCCUGACCACCCAUACCAGCUCAAGAUUGUUUUGCUUAAGCACCUAAAGACAAGACUUUAAUUUUUACAAUGCCAUGCAUAUUCUGUGACCUAUAGGAGGUUCUAUUUAGCAAUACACCUGGUUUGUUUUCAACCAAAACUUACCUCCAAGCCAGGAAUUCAAAAAUAAGCACCUACUUUGAGGCCACUGGGAGCAAUAUCCUACAUGUUGCCCAUGAACCACUGGUUGGAGAUCACUGUUCUAGUCUGUUGCCAUUAACUGAUACGUUGCUCAGCAUGUAUGGCUUCUGCGCAUGACUCCAAAGCUUUUUGUUGCUGCUUAUCAACUAAGAUUUCAAUUUGUAAGUUUAGAAAGUCACCUGUAUCACCUAACAGAAAUUUACACCUAAGGAAGGAUACACCCAUUCAAUCUUAAAGGGGACAUGUCACCCUAAGAAAUAAUUCCAAAUUAUUUUCUAUCAUGUUAGUUGAGCAAAAUAAAAUGUACUUAUAAUACAUUUAUUAUUUAUUUUUUCAUUCGGUCUUGGAAUUGCACCAUCACGGCAGGCAGGAGCCAUUUUGUGAACACUGUUAUCAAGACAAGUUGUGUAUCACCUCAAAAUCUUGCAAAUGUAUCAGAAUUAUACGCAUAAACAGUGCCCUACACAAUUCUGGAGCAUUAGAAGGGAGGGGAGUAGAGCAGUGACAUCUAGGAAGUUCUGAAUGGAAAGUAAAAGUAAUUGACUGCCCCAUCUCUAUGACGGGCAUAGAAAAGGAAAGGUAAUAUUUGAUUUAAUAUUUGACAGCUUGGAUAUUUAAACACCUUUAUAACAGACCUGAAUGCUUUAAUGAAAAAAAAAAAAAAAAAAGUUUGGGUUCCAUGGUACAUUUGCAAUCGACUUUUAUUAUAAAGUUUUUUAAAUUGUUAGUGACAGGUCAGCUUUAAAACCUACACUACAAUAGUAAUGUCUGAAAAUAGUAAAUUACUUUUUAACUGUUUUGGGAAAGCAACUGUAAUAAAACUCCUCAUAUUCUUUUAAAUAAGACCAUAAACAGCCUUUUAAAAUAUAUAAAGAAACACAAUAGUACAGUUUGAUAUUCAACAACUUUUUCUGCUAGAUAGAAAGGAGUAAUUACUUUUUUUGCAAUUUAAUGGGAUAAAGGAUGGUUUACAUGUGCAUCAGGUCUCCACACUUAGAUUGUAAAGGAUGCUGUGGAAAGGGUUUUAAAGUGUAAUGCAAUUGAGUAUACAUUUACUUUUUUUAUUACAAAAAAAGUAGCUCUGUACCUUUUUUUAAACUACUGCAUAAAAUGAUUUCCAUACAGUGUAGAUCAAUGCACAGUCCCUUGCAGUUAUACUACUCUUCUUACCAUCCCCUCACGGAAGUGUUUUUCUGUUAAUAAUCUUUUUGAAUAUUGGCUUCAUUCAUUUCUCCCUGAGUCUUUACCCCAACAUGAUCCAGUUCUGUGUUACAGAUACUAAGAAUCCAUGGAAUUUGGUAUAAUACUGAAAUAUCCUAAAACUGUAAUCCUGAAAGGUUUCUAGCAUUAUAAACGGCUUUGUCUUCAGUCCUUUUUGAUAAAGAAGCUGAAAUUCAGAAUGUCUGCUUUGCCAGCAAUACUUGUAUUGUGUUAUAGAUGUUAUUCUGUGUAAAUGAAGAGUGAUUCUGCCUCCAUGCCAUACCUAAAACUCUGAUAUGACAAUGCACAGCAAAGAGUGGAAAUCUGAAAUUGGGUUUCACUCAAGAUUUGCAUAAAAAUGCAGUUUUAGGACUUCUUUGGUGCUAAAUAUCAAGUUUCCCUUAGCAAGUACUCCAUACAUUCUUAUCAGCCUUCUACCAGGUAGAAAAUAAAAGCCUGUGGAUAACUGCACUUGUAGUUAUUAUUUUAGUGAUGAGCAAAUUUGAUCCGUUUCACUUUGAAGAAAAUUUGUGAAGCGCCUCUGAAAACUCACCAAAAUAUAUUGGUCUAUGGGCAACACAUUUUUUUUUGAGGCAAAAGUAGACGCAAUUAAUUAUUUUUGACACCCGAUGAUUUUUUUUCACCCAUUGAGUCUAUGGUGAAAAAUUUCAUUCAUAACUCUUUAGCACAUGUUUCUAAAUGAGCCUCUUUUAAUAUCAGACAUUAUAAUGAAAUAUAACUAAAAUAGUGCCAGAAGUGUAAUCCACCUAAGCCUUUAUGAUAAACUGUGAUAAAACUGACAAAUGGUUGUAUGGCAUCCCAUGUAUGGAUAUCACUAGAGUAUUCCUUCCCUGUAUGCAAUCCUCGUGGUGAUUCAUUUUUACCCUUUAUUUGUGUGAAACCAAAGUAUUUUCACAGUUCUAAGGAUAUAUGUACAAAUGUAAGUCAGGCAUAAUAUGUGGUUAAACUUUAAAAGGGCAUUUGUAAAUAUUACAAAAUGAGUUUCCAGUGAUUUCAAAUAAACAAGUGCACCGGCAUUGAAAUUGUAAACAUAAUUUAAUAUGUAUGGAUUUUAAUAAAUUAGGAGUAAUAUUUCUCCUAGUACUGCACUUUUUGGCAUCAACACUUAUGUAAAGCUUUAAAGAUAUUUAAAAAUUUCCUUUCGAGAAUAACAAUUGCAGGAAACUGGUUUAACUGUUGGUAUAACAUGAUUUUAAUGUAAUACUAAUAUAUGGUUAGAUUUUCCUGUGAACAUUUUUUUUGUGGACUAAACAGAAGUGCUCACAUAAUGUGUGCAAAGACAAAGGUGCUCCUAACUACGGACUGUUGAAUAGUUUUAAAUUUACAUUUCAAUAUUCAUCCCAGUAUUUUGGGUAGAUGUCAAUUGUUUUUAUUUUGUUCCUGUUAAACCAAGUUUGUAUCACGUGAUCUGUGAAGUAUUGUUUCUGUAUGUGCUUUUCAAAGAGCGUUUUAACUACCGUAACUUGAAUUUAAGAAAAAUAAAAAGAGUAACAUAUGAAA
Molecule: messenger RNA, 6963 nt
Organism: Xenopus laevis (African clawed frog)
Lineage: Eukaryota; Metazoa; Chordata; Amphibia; Anura; Pipidae
Gene: zbtb5.S
Product: zinc finger and BTB domain containing 5 S homeolog
Exons: 2
Coding region: 544-2553 (669 amino acids)
Biological process (GO): negative regulation of transcription by RNA polymerase II; regulation of transcription by RNA polymerase II
Cellular component (GO): nucleus
Molecular function (GO): RNA polymerase II cis-regulatory region sequence-specific DNA binding; DNA-binding transcription factor activity, RNA polymerase II-specific
Source: RefSeq, a predicted model, not a curated record